Molecule: messenger RNA, 1371 nt
Organism: Histoplasma mississippiense
Lineage: Eukaryota; Fungi; Ascomycota; Eurotiomycetes; Onygenales; Ajellomycetaceae
Exons: 4
Coding region: 1-1371 (456 amino acids)
Source: RefSeq, a predicted model, not a curated record
AUGCGUAAAUUCUUCGAGAGCCUCCAUUCGCAUAAACUUCUCACAAGCAAGAAGCGCCAAAAACCCUCAAUCGACCAUGACAACUGCCCAAUCAAUGACCAUUCGUCCUUCCCCUUUUUCUCCCUUCCGCCAGAGAUCCGCAACCAAAUCUACUUUGCUCUCUUUAGCUGUGACCAAGCCAUUCACCUUUUCCAUGUUAAAGAAACCCUCUACCUACUCCGCUGCCGCCAGUCAACUCCGCACCUCGACGGGACCUGUUGCCCCCAUCUCUCCCUAGCCGACGGCGCCAUCCCGUUCAUACGCGACUCCUUGGCCAAAAUCUCUCACUGCGAUAAUACAUGUAAGUCAAGAAUUAAGACGCCACAUUCAACCCUCGCCCAUCUACCCACUUCCAUCCUAUACGCAAACAAGCAACUAUACAACGAGGCAGCCGCCGUGCUCUAUUCAGAACUCAGCUUCGAAGCCUCUGAGCUCAAGACUUGGAUCCUCUUUGCGCGCAUGGUGUCACCUCACCAUCUGGCGCUCAUCAAGCGGUUGUGGAGCACCUGGAUUGGUUUACCGUGUUUAACAAUGGCGCCGGUACGUCCUGGUGCUACCGGUUAUGCCUCAUACGAACAAUAUACGUUGUGGGACGAGCCGUGGGACGAGUUUUGGGCGAUUGUGAACAGUAGGAUGGACGGCUUGGUGGAGCUCGGCUUUUGUAUGAAUUACGAUGCGCAGUAUUUGGAUCGAUCGACGGGGGCGAAGUGGCUGGAGCCUAUGUUGACAGUCAGAGGAUUAAGGAACCUCGACGUGUGGGUUCGGGAUAGGAUUGGGGGCCAGAGUAAUAGGCGUGGAGAGGAUGAGCCUGGAGCGAAGCGAGAGGGAGAGGCCUUGGUGCAAUUUUUAAAAGGGAUUAUGUGUCAGGGUAAACGGCAAAAACUGGUUGAUGGUACUCAUGGUGACCUUCCUGCAGAGGUAGUCGCUGGCGAGCAAUGUACGGCCAGGGAGCAUAAUCCUCGAUCCCGAGGCCCUACAUCCGUUGAACCGUACUCCGUACAUAAUUUCCAAGCCGCCGAUAUGGAGCCAUCAGAGUCGAAUAAUGGUGUGUUCGCAUGCAGCUCCAAGGAGGCCAUUAGCCUGGACAUAUUUCAAGGUGUGUACCAAUACGCAGAGUGGAGAAUUUGCUUAACUGAUGAGCUUCAAGAUCUAGUAUUGCUACUAUAUUUGGGAAUUCAUACGUUGGUGUUAAAUAUGACCUCCGCGCGGGUUAGAUAUCGCCACAGGGAGCAAGUUGUCUUCAUCGCCCUGUUAUCUGAUGUUGAGGAGGAGAUUACUGGUCCUUGGGAUGAACUCCACUCUUACAUGCGAAGUUCCAAGCGCCAAAUGUGA